UGAAAUGUUUGGAGAGAAGUGGCUGUGACUCCUGGAUGUGAUUGUGGAUCUGUACAAGGACUGUGGUUUUCCCAGAGAAGGAUUACUCAAGACCACUCCAUUGUUAUGGUGAUGCCUUCUCCGGACAAGAACCUGAUCACUGCCAAGCAAGAGGGCCAUAAAUAUAGGAGAUCACCGAAAAAGAACCUACAAGAGUAAGACAUAUAGAAGAACGAUCCCAGGAUUGUCUUUCUCAUCUCUUCAUUUCCUGGAGCGUCUAGAUCUGAGUUAUAACCGUCUUCGCUGGCUCCCUCAGGACUUCUCUCAGAGUCUGACCUCACUGCAGCAGCUCAGGCUGGACCACAACCUGCUGCAGCACCUGGACUCUGCAUCACUGGCUGAACUUGAAAACCUGAGGAAACUGGACCUCAGUUAUAACCGCAUUUGGAUGAUUGAUGUUAGAGCCUUCAGCAGCUUGUCUCGACUGAUAUUUCUGAACCUGGAGGUCAACCGUCUGAACGUUGUGAGAAACGGCCUCCUGAGCAGACAGCAGAGACUGGAGAAGCUGCUGCUCGGACACAACAACAUCUCAGUGAUCGAGACCGAGGCUCUGGCUCCCCUGAGGAGUCUUACCCAGCUUGGUCUACAGGGAAAUCAGCUGGAGCGAAUCAGGUUCAAGACGUUCCUGAAGCUCCAGACCACCACCACUCAUCUCCUGAUGUCCUCCAACCCAUGGAUCUGUGACUGUGAGCUGCAGCGUGUCUUCAACAAGAUCCAGCAUGUCAGGCGUCUGCGUGUCUACGACUAUGAGGACAUUGUGUGUCACAGUCCUCCUCUGCAGGCCGGGAGCUUCCUUUCUUCUCUGGACAGUCAGCUUUGUGUGGCUGAGACGGCGUCAGUGCUCGUCAUCACCAUCACCGUGAUACUGGCCGUGGUCGGGGCUUUGGUGAAAGCAGAGCACAACAGGAAGAACAACCAGACUGUGAAUGAAGCAGAAUCAGAGAAAGAAGAAAAAUGAUGCAUGAAUUUAUUAAUGAAGACCAGCAAAAAUCUAGGGUCUGUGGGAGCCCGAGGGAAAAAGUCACAGUGGGGCCCCUCUAACCAGCAUUUGACACCCUUAAAGGUCACAUAUUUUACAAAAUACACUUUUUCAGGCAUUUUUUUUUUUUUUUUUUAAAUAUGUGCCCCUGGUCUGUCCACAUUCCCCCAAGAAUUAGAACCCCCCCCCCCCCCUUUUUUUCAGAAAAUGUAUGCUGUAAAAAGGCGUUCUCAGAUUUUCCCCUCAUGAUUUCAUGUUGGGAGUAAGCAUCGCCCCCAGGUUUAAUUGGCCCAACCCACUUGUAAGGAAGUCCCUCCUUCCUUUCCUGAUCAGGACAGCCCAAUAAUACCCAAUUGCAGCCGCGGGUACUGUACAAAUCAUGUCCCCUACAAAACACACCCACUUGUGCUUAGUUUAAGGCUCUCUAUAAAACACGCCUAUUUGUGCUAUUUGCUUAGUUUAAGGUUAACUUAGAUAAGUUUAGAUAGGCCUUAAUUAGCUUUAGGUUAGGUUUAUCAUUUUAAUUUCCACUGGUUAGAUUUAGGGGCAGCUCAUUGGGGUAGGUGUAUAUUUUAAUUAAUUAGCUUCCUGGGGUUAGGUUUAGCAUUUAAAUUCCACUAGUUAGGGUUAGAAUUAAUUUAUUGUAUGGAUUGAAGGGCAGGUUUUGUGCAGAGAGUGGUUUGUAGCGGCUGCAGUUGCAGCUAGACCCUUCUCUGACAGCCACAUCCAUUUCCUGAGAAGGGCGUGGUCAGGGGUGGAGUCAGACAGUUCAUUAACAUUUAAAGCCACAGGCACAGAGACAGCUCAUUCUGAG
Cheilinus undulatus (humphead wrasse) is the source of this 1832-nucleotide messenger RNA. Its product is annotated as leucine-rich repeat, immunoglobulin-like domain and transmembrane domain-containing protein 2. The record is from RefSeq and is a predicted model, not a curated record. Gene Ontology annotation, cellular component: extracellular matrix. Gene Ontology annotation, molecular function: protein binding. NCBI's taxonomy places the organism in Eukaryota, Metazoa, Chordata, Actinopteri, Labriformes, Labridae. The transcript has 2 exons. Bases 428 to 997 code for a protein of 189 amino acids.